AAAUGCAAAGUUACAAGCAAACACAAAAGCACUGAAAUAUAAUUUUUCCUACCAUCUCAUAUUGUUUGCGUCACCGGUUGCAUGUUUGCAUACAAAAAUUUUCUCGGUGGAAUGGAAAAGUUUUGUCCCAUUAGACACUUCGUACAUUCCAUUAGAAAUAUAGAAAUCCGUAUGAUAUAUAUAAAAUUAUAAAAGCAGUUAAAAAUAUCUAUGGCUACAUUCAGCUCUUUAUUUUCAUCUUGUUAGAUUGCAUCAUGUUCAUUUUCUUUCUAUUGUGUAAAUAUUCAAGUCAUCAUUAAUAAAGUUGAUUUUGACCAGAACAUAUUUUUGGAAGUCUAGAACACCCUUUUAUAUAAUUAUGUCCUUAAAGGCAUAGCAAGUUAAAGUACACAGUUCAAAAGGUAAUACAUAACUUAAUAGGUAAUUUAUGUUAAUAAUUUACUGUAUGUUUUCUCUGUCGUUCUUAGGUGUAAAUUGUAAGCAAUCACAGGUGCCUCAUGUUGACCCGUGAACAAAAUGGGCACAGCCAUGCGAUGCACUGCUGUCCUGUGAAAUGCUUCAGAGGCCACACAGGACCCGUCAGAACAGCAGGCUCAAUGGCAUGGAACUCCACGGUGAAACAAAGACUGCAGCUCCAAGUCACAAACCAGAGAGGGGUCACACCUCUUAAAACAUUUCCAAUACAUCAACAUGGAUCAUCUUCUCCAAACACUGGUGCCUAUAGCAACAGCAUGCUUCAGGGGAGGUCCCUUAGAGAUUCAAGAAUCCUCUCUGAAAAAAACACCAGGAGAUCAUUCACAGCCAAAAAAGCUCUGCUCAUAGCAUGUGGAGUGCGAUGUGUCCUGUCACCACGACCCUCCAACUGCUCCACAUCACCACCCCAUAAAGAUGAGAAAGACAGAUCUCAUUCCAUCUCUGCAAGAGGACAGAAAUACAGUAGAGACUGUGUUGAAACAGAGGGUGAACUGAAGGUAUGGGAUGCAUUCACUGUGAUAAAAAGAACUGAGGAGAGACAGCGAGCGAGAAGCAGUACACACAGACAGAGAGUCCCGCUGGAUUCAAGCCACCGGCCUUCCACUGUCCCACUGGAUAAUCAGACGGGACGCCGAGCACUAAGCACACCAGAAACUCCUAUGUGCAAGAUUAUCUGGAGAAGAAAAGAUGAACAACCUCAACAUUUUAAUGAAGAGGAUAGUCCAAAUCUAACCCCAUUACUACAUCUCUACCUGCCUUCAUCAUAUCAGCCGCAGGAGCAGGGAGAAUAUACAGCACCGGGACAGGAAAAAAGCUCAGAGGUACAUGAGAAGCAAGACGUCACAGAGGAACUCAGAGAGCGUGACAUCACCAUGGAGAGCCAAAAACAAGACAGUAAAACAGAAGAUGAAGGACAGAAUGAUUUCACAGAUGGCACACGAUAUGAUAUUACAGAUACCUGGCAGAAUGACAUACAGAAAGAUACUCCUGAGGAAACUUUUGAGGCUGACACAACUGAGGAAAACCGUCCACAAGACAUCACAGAUGACAACAGACAACACGAAAUCUUGGAAAAUCAAUGUGAUAUUGACAAAUCUUUAAAUAUCAUAGAAAACAAACAAGCAUAUGACAUUACAGAGAAGACUGAAGGAACAAAUGGCAUAUAUAUGAGAACCAGAUCAAACAGAAGUUCACACAAAGCAUCUGAUGCCAGACUCAUAGUCAAAACACGUUAUCUGGCCGCAGCUACAGCGCUAACGUUCCCGUCUACCACGACCCACAGAAAUCCCUCUCCCACUCUUAGCGUCCUGCCAUCGUUUUAUGGAACUUCAUUUGGCUAUCGCAUCAGAACAACGUCUGAGCCCUGCCGAUCCAAAACAAGGACCAGAAAAGACUGUGAUGAUGACAACAGAUUUACACAGCCCAUGAAUGACUUGCGACAUUCCAUAGAAAUAAAAGGAAACCCCUGCUUACUACAAACAAGGGCUGGAGCGCCAGUCAGCCCCCACCCCAAAAUAAUGAGCAGUGAGAGGGGGUCCCAGCCUCGUAAAAUGAAAACCACCAACAUGUUUUUGUGGGGACCAGAGGGGCCCCGAGAGACUAAGACAGUGUGUGAGCUAUACAGUCCUGUGAACAGGUGGAGAAGCCAGGAUCAGGUCUGAGAGUGGCCUUUCAUUCCUUUCUAAUACAGAAAAGCUGCUUUGCAAAAAUAUGUUUGAUUGAAUCAAAGCAGUACAGACUGAUACAUUAGACCACUUUGGGUUUAACAGCUCAAACUGUGCUUUAGCACUGGCUGCACUGUUCAGUUUAGUCCAGCAAGAAAGUGUGAUAGACUUUUUAGGUUUUCUGACACCCAUCUGGUGUUCCUCAGUGAAUGGCAAGUAAGGGGUAUCGACAUGGAAUAUUAUGAUUAAUUAAAAA
Molecule: messenger RNA, 2394 nt
Organism: Cyprinus carpio (common carp)
Lineage: Eukaryota; Metazoa; Chordata; Actinopteri; Cypriniformes; Cyprinidae
Source: RefSeq, a predicted model, not a curated record